This is a messenger RNA of Thalassophryne amazonica, 648 nucleotides long. RefSeq names its product inner mitochondrial membrane peptidase subunit 1 (gene immp1l). Bases 64 to 546 code for a protein of 160 amino acids. The record is from RefSeq and is a predicted model, not a curated record. Gene Ontology annotation, cellular component: mitochondrial inner membrane peptidase complex; membrane. Gene Ontology annotation, molecular function: serine-type endopeptidase activity. NCBI's taxonomy places the organism in Eukaryota, Metazoa, Chordata, Actinopteri, Batrachoidiformes, Batrachoididae. The transcript is spliced from 6 exons.
GCGGAAUUUCGUUUGUUAUGAGAAGUGUGGUUGGAGGAUUGACUCCAGAGUCAGUAGGUGGAGAUGUUCCGUCGUGUGUUGGGGAAGACCCUGGGGUUUAUGGGAUACACAAUCCAGUACGGCUGCAUUGCACAUUGUGCCUUUGAAUACAUUGGAGAACUUGUGGUGUGUACUGGUCCAUCAAUGGAGCCUACGAUUGUCAACAAUGAUGUGGUCUUCUCUGAACGCUUGAGUCGUCAUUUUUGCAAAAUCAAAAAAGGUGACAUCAUAAUUGCAAAGAGCCCUUUUGAUCCACAUGUGAACGUUUGCAAAAGGGUCAUUGGGUUGGAGGGUGACAAGAUCUGCACGAGUGCCCCAUCAGAUAUUUUCAAGACCCACACAUAUGUUCCACAAGGUCACGUAUGGCUAGAAGGAGAUAAUCUUAAGAAUUCAACUGACUCAAGGACUUAUGGCCCAAUUCCCUAUGCACUCAUCCGGGGUCGUGUUUGCUACAAGCUCUGGCCUCCACAUAAUUUUGGGACUCUCAUUGAAAGAACAGUCAGAUAAUUAUCAGGCUGACGUGGACUGAAUCAUCUGUACACAUGCAGUCUAGUACGUUACUUUAUUUUCAGUUACUUUAAAAUAAAGCUCUUAUUUAUUAAAAGUCUA